This is a messenger RNA of Peronospora matthiolae, 381 nucleotides long. Lineage: Eukaryota; Oomycota; Peronosporomycetes; Peronosporales; Peronosporaceae. The record is from the annotation of a GenBank genome assembly.
AUGAGUUUUCAGACUCAGGGUACCCACGCCACUUUACCAGAUACUGGUAUUGGCCCUGACGACGACGUCGUUUCAGUAGUCUCUCGACAUGGAAUUGACGACACCCAUGCUCAUCGAGCAAAGUCGGUGGCGCCCGGUGUACCGGUGGAGGCCAACGAGAAAUUGGUUCUCGAAGUGAAGGGUCUUCAAGAGUCCUUGGGUAAGUCUCAGUGCAUGCUGGAUGCGAUGCAAAGCCGCCUUCAGGCGAUGGAGCAAGCUCAAACUCGGAGCGAGGCUCAGUUGGACUUGCAGAUCGUCUACAGCAAUCCGGGGCAGUGCCCUUGUCGUCGGCGAAAGCGCUUCCAAGUUCACAUGGGAAGGAUCCCGGUACGGCUUAAGUAA